Amoebophrya sp. A25 is the source of this 1330-nucleotide messenger RNA. Lineage: Eukaryota; Dinophyceae; Syndiniales; Amoebophryaceae. The record is from the annotation of a GenBank genome assembly.
GCGGUGGAGACUUCCAGUGGACCUAGUAGUGGAGAAUGAGUGAAAUUAUGAUUAGUAGAGGCGGAAAACGAAGGGAUGUGGAAUGAGAUAAGAAGCAAGUAUUGCGGAGGUGGGUGAAACUAGCAGAGGAGGAUAAGGAGGAGACUGAAGGGUGAUAUGAGAUGACGCGAAAUAGGUAGUUAGGAAGAACAGGCUGAAGCUGGUUUGUAAAGCAGGAGGACGACGGCGGGCAUGAUAGGCCGAGAAGGUGGCAUUUUUGAGGUGGUUGAAAAUUUUACCUCUGUGGUCAGACAGGCACUCAACUUGGUCAAACACAUCCGAUGCCUGUAAAAGUCAAGUUGUCCAUUCACUUCAGGAACAGGGUUAGUAAAGUUUCUCUUUGUGCCUUUGUGUUUAUGUUUUUCCCUAUAUAGGUAGCUCUAUUAGCAGUUUAUUUACCGAACUUGCACUAGAACUAGGACAAAAGCUAACGAAGAAGAAAAUCUGAAUUGUUAUCGAGUUCGUUUUUGGCGACUACAGCAACAGCAAGAGCAGCUACAUUCUCACUGGUAAUAUUAGCUACAAGUAUAACAUUUCAGUUUAUGAGCUAGGAUAUGCGGUAAGCGACGGCGCCGGAAUAAGUGUAGGCUAACGCUUCUGAUAAUGUGCUUCUUGUGAAGUUUUUACGUGCUGCACAGCAUGUCCUCGAAAUUCUCACUCUUGUGUCGAGUCCAAUUCUUGAACAGAAUGCGCGUUCUCACGCGCAGUUAAUGCACUCCAACAGCUCAUUAUACGCCGCACGAUAUCAAAAUAGGAGCAAGUGCAGAUGAGUGUCUUCAGCUGUUGCAACUCUAAGAGCUACCCGAGGACGCGUGUCCAUAUUACUAACUUUUCAUACCAAAAGCUGCGGCCUGCUCCUCGUGGAGCUGCAGCACAGGGCAGAAAUGAGUAUCCGCCACGCAACGGGGUACACCUGUACAGGAAGAUAGAGGUGGGCUCUACUUCAUCCAUUCACAUUACAUCAAACGUCAUACAUGGACAUAGACGAACCAACACGCAAGCAAUGUCAGUAUCUUGCCCCCCAAAGCCAAAUGCUCAAUAUCGUGUCCCCCUAUCUUUCCCCAACCAAUAUAUUUUACGGGCCUCACCUCAAACUGCAUAGAGCGCAACAAUCAAAAUGGAGAGAGCUUAGGUAACCCCCUGACGCAUGUGCAUGUUGCCAGCUUCCAACAUGUGUGAGGAUGAAAAUAUACAGAGACCAGCACGCCGUAGGGGUGCGCUCUCUGAAGGCUAUCAGUGGAGUCGCCUUCGGCCGAAUGUUGGCGCACUACCACAGCACGUUCUAGCGUGA